AAACAACAAAAGACAAAGGAUUGCUUGCUUGCUGCUGUUGUAUAGAAACAGUGUUCUUUUUUUUCUGUUGAGCUGAGACUUUGACAGAGGAACCACCGCCAAUCAAUCGGGACGACGAUGAGGCGACUUCCGAUGACGAAGUCGUUCUCGUUCACGCUCUUGUUAACGACGACGUUUUGGACGCUCUCAUAUGGCUUUGUGAGGCCUCCAACUCUGCUUCAGCUUCAGAGCUUGUCCGGAAACGGCAAUUACUUGACGAAGGAGGAGCUCUGGUUUGAUCAAACCCUCGACCACUUCUCUCCUUAUGACCACCGCAGAUUCCCCCAGCGCUACUAUGAAUUUCUUGACUACUUCAGACCAUCGGACGGUCCAAUUUUUCUCAAAAUUUGCGGAGAAUCCGCGUGCCCCGGUAUAUCUAAUGAUUACCUAAGUGUUUUGGCGAAGAAGUUUGGGGCAGCUGUGGUUUCGCCUGAGCAUCGAUACUAUGGAAAAAGUUCUCCUUUCAAAUCACAUACAACAGAGAACUUGAAGUAUUUAUCAUCAAAGCAGGCGCUUUUCGAUUUGGCUGUUUUCCGUCAGUUUUAUCAGGAAUCGUUAAAUGUGAAGCUGAAUAAAACCAAGGAAAAUCCGUGGUUCAUAUUUGGUGUCUCGUACUCCGGAGCUAUGAGUGCAUGGUUUCGACUCAAGUUUCCUCAUUUAACAUGUGGAAGUCUUGCAAGUUCUGCAGUUGUUCAAGCUGUUUAUAACUUUCCUGAAUUUGACCAGCAGAUUGGUGAGUCUGCCGGUCCGGAAUGUAAAGCUGCACUACAAGAAACUACUCGUCUUGUUGAAGGAAGGCUUGCAACCAACGGGAAAGCAGUAAAGGCGUUGUUUGGUGCAACCCAGCUUGAUAUUGAAGGUGAUUUCUUGUAUUUUCUGGCGGAUGCUGCUGUUAUAGCGUUUCAAUAUGGAAAUCCAGAUAAGUUAUGCUCCCCUCUUGUUCAAGCAAAGAACAAUGGAGAGGAUUUGGUGGAUGCGUAUGCCAAAUACGUUAAAGAGUAUUACCUUGGAAGUUUUGGCGUUGACGUUGAAACAUAUAAUCAGAAACACUUGAAGAACACUGCUGUUAGUGAGGCCAGUUCUGAUCGGUUGUGGUGGUUCCAAGUUUGUACUGAAGUUGCAUAUUUUCAGGUGGCACCUGCAAAUGAUAGCAUCCGGUCUUCAAAAGUCGACACAAGAUACCAUUUAGACCUUUGUAAGAAUGUUUUUGGAGAGGGUGUCUAUCCUGAUGUUGUUGCAACAAAUAUAUAUUAUGGAGGCACAAAAAUUGCAGGUUCAAAAAUAGUUUUUACAAAUGGCUCACAGGAUCCCUGGCGUCAUGCAUCCAAACAGACUUCAUCUCCAGAUAUGCCUUCCUACAUCAUCAAUUGCCAUAAUUGUGGUCAUGGAACUGAUUUGAGAGGAUGUCCUCAGUCUCCUUUAACUCUUGAAGGCAAUUCCCAGAACUGCAGCAACCCUGAUGCAGUCAACAAAGUAAGGCAGCAACUUGUAGAACACAUUGACUUGUGGCUGUCUGAAUGCGAAGAAUCUGGUAGGAGCUACAUGUAAUAUACUUUAUGUGAUGUGCGAUGUGUUUGUAUAACUAAUCUCAAUCUCACCUCUACCUUCUCAACAGAUGUUUGAUUAUUAAUCUAGCAAGGAUAAUCCCCGUAUGUACACAGAUCGUAUGUAUAGGUAUAAAGUCUUUUUCUUUUGCUACUUCCAUGUUAUUGCAACAUCAAUGAAAAGCUUACGAGACUUUUCUCC
Molecule: messenger RNA, 1785 nt
Organism: Prunus avium (sweet cherry)
Lineage: Eukaryota; Viridiplantae; Streptophyta; Magnoliopsida; Rosales; Rosaceae
Product: putative serine protease EDA2
Biological process (GO): proteolysis
Cellular component (GO): vacuole
Molecular function (GO): serine-type exopeptidase activity; dipeptidyl-peptidase activity
Source: RefSeq, a predicted model, not a curated record